This is a messenger RNA of Chilo suppressalis (striped riceborer), 5010 nucleotides long. Lineage: Eukaryota; Metazoa; Arthropoda; Insecta; Lepidoptera; Crambidae. The record is from the annotation of a GenBank genome assembly.
CAGAUGCUAAUGUCAUUUUAAACACCUGUCAGUGUCACUGUCAAUCCGUUUGUUUUUCGCUCAGGUUUUGUGGAGUUCUGGGUUUUCAAAAUACAAAAUGCAACCUCAGAUCCUCGUAUUGAAGGAAGGCACAGACCAGUCGCAAGGGAGGCCACAACUCAUCUCUAAUAUCAACGCUUGCCAGCUCGUAGUAGAUGCCGUCCGCACGACCCUGGGCCCUCGGGGCAUGGACAAGCUCAUCGUGGACCACAGCGGCAAAGCGGUCAUAUCCAACGAUGGAGCCACCAUCAUGAAGUUAUUGGACAUCGUUCACCCGGCUGCCAAAACAUUGGUGGAUAUCGCCAAAUCACAAGAUGCUGAGGUCGGCGACGGCACAACCUCAGUGGUCAUACUCGCUGGCGAGCUACUGAAAAGACUGAAGCCUUUCGUUGAAGAAGGCGUUCACCCUCGCGUCAUAUCGCGUGCAGUCAGAUCGGCCGCACAGUUAGCCGUCAACAAGGUUAAGGAGCUAUCCGUCAAGAUUGACAACACAUCGCCGGAGAAGCAGCGGGAACUGCUUCGCAAGUGUGCGGCCACCGCAAUGUCUUCAAAACUGAUUCAUCAACAGAAAGAUCACUUCUCCAAGAUGGUUGUGGAUGCUGUACUAUCUUUAGAUGCUCCCCUCCUACCCUUGGAUAUGAUCGGCAUCAAGAAAGUCUCCGGUGGUGCUUUGGAAGAUUCUUUCCUGGUAGCCGGCGUGGCUUUCAAGAAGACAUUCUCUUACGCCGGCUUCGAGAUGCAACCGAAGAGCUAUGACGACUGCAAGAUCGCCCUGCUCAAUAUAGAACUGGAGUUGAAGGCGGAAAGGGACAAUGCCGAGGUUCGCGUAGACAACGUAACAGAAUAUCAAAAAGUGGUUGACGCCGAAUGGCAGAUUCUAUACGACAAAUUGGCUGCUUUGCAUGCCAGCGGUGCCAGCGUAGUUCUGAGCAAGCUGCCUAUAGGAGACGUGGCCACACAAUACUUCGCCGACCGCGACAUGUUCUGCGCGGGCCGAGUCCCUGAAGAGGACAUGCGUAGGACCCAACGGGCCUGCGGUGGGGCCGUGCUAACUUCAGUGCGGGACCUGCAGCCUGCCUCACUGGGGCACUGCAAGCACUUCACCGAGCGACAGGUGGGCGGCGAGCGGUAUAACCUGUUCACUGGCUGCCCUGCUGCGAAGACCUGCACCCUGAUCUUGCGAGGUGGCGCCGAUCAGUUUCUGGAAGAGACGGAGCGAUCCCUCCACGACGCCAUCAUGAUCGUGCGCAGAACUAUCAAGAACGACGCCGUGGUUGCUGGCGGUGGUGCUAUAGACAUGGAGCUAUCCAAAUACCUUCGCGAGUAUUCCAAAGGUGUCGCGGGUAAGGAGCAACUGCUUCUGGGUGGCAUCGCGCGCGCCUUCGAAGGAAUCCCGCGACAGCUGUGCGACAACGCGGGCUUUGACGCCACCAAUCUACUGAACAAACUAAGACAGCGGCAUUAUCAAGGCGACAUCUGGUACGGCGUGGACAUCCAGAAGGAGGACAUUGCUGAUAAUUUCGAAGCCUGCGUGUGGGAACCAGCCGUUGUGAAGAUAAAUGCCAUCACAGCCGCUUGCGAAGCUGCUGCACAGAUUCUGUCCAUAGACGAGACCAUAAAGAACGUGAAGAGUGGCGGCGAUAUGCCCGCCCCCGGCCGUGGGAUGGGACGCCCACGCAUGGGAUAAAUACUUAUACUGUAUCACAUAUUUCACUAUACUAUAAACUAGUUAUGUGGCUACCCUUACCUGUUUAUAAUAACACUUCCAGACACAUAUAUCGGGUCCACUUAGGCCCGUAUUACAGAAUGACAACUAAAUGUUGAUCUUUACUUGAGUACAUUUAGAAAGGGAUGUCGCUAUAUUGUGUUAUAUAUAGCGACAUCCCUUUCUAACUAUGCUCAAGACUAGAUCAAUCACUGAGAAUCUUUCUAUAAUAUGGGCCUUAGUGUUAUAAGUUGGAACGGUGUAUAGCAAAAAUCUAAUUAAGUUAGGUUGAGCAAAUAAUAAUAUAUGUUUAAAACAACACGAAAAAGAUGGUUUAAAAAGAACUUUUUGCUCAAUGUAACAUUUAUUUUAAGCUGGGGACCGUCAAAACCAUAUAGGACAAAACUUAUAAUGCUAGGAUAUAUAUACAGGGUGUAAAAAAACCUAUAACAAAGUCAAAGUCCACGUAUUUGCCACAACAUGAUAUUUUUUUUCUUCUGGACCAUACCUGCGGACCAUUCGCCUAACCGAAAAGCUUUGGAAAACACUAACGCUUUCGAUUUUAUUUUGUUAUUUCUGACCGCCGAAGGUUUUCAAAUACCUCACUCUCAUUUUUUUUAAUAUUAUUAUUACCAAUGCAAAAGAAAAAAAAAAGAGCGCGAGGCAUUUGAAAACCUCAGGCGGCUAGAAAUAAUAAAAUGAAAUCGUAAGCGAUAGCGUUUUCCAAAGCAUUUUCGUUAGGCGAAUGGCCCCCUGGUAAAUUUAUGGUUAUGGAGAUAUUGAAAGUCAAAGUCAAACUUUUUUUUCAAGAUUUAUACAUUAAUAUUUUCUAAACGUUGUUUAGAAACUUUUUUAUCGACGCACUUACACACACGUACACACAUACAUACAGGCACAUGCUUUGCGUAGCGCCACAGUAGCGCGCCGCGCUAUACAUGCGUGUUGGAAAAAAAUGUAUUUUAUUAACUUAAAAAUACUAAUUUUGCCCACCUAUAAUAUUUUGUAAUAUGACUUGUUUGGGUGUACAGAAUGCUUAGUUUAAGUCCUUGUCAUAGGUUUUUGUACACUCUGUAUAUAUCCGGGAAUAUGGAAACGCAACACCUCUUCAAACGAUACUACACUAAAGAAUUCUAAUUAUUAUUUUUUAUUAUUUCUAAUUAUAAAAAAUAAAACAUUUCUGAUACUUCACUAGUAAUGAAUAUUUAUUAUUAAAAUACAGCUCACACUUCAUUAUACUAGCUAUGUAGCUACACUUACUUGUUUCUAAAUUUAUAUGCGAACACAACCUUUCCCUAGACGAUACUAAACUAAAGAAUUCUAAUUACAAUUAAUAAUGACGGUAUUGGUAACUUGAUGUGUAACUGUCUGUAGAAUUACAGAAUAUAAAUUGUAUAAAUUAUACUCGUCAAUAACGAUUAACAAAAUGUUUGUAAAUUUACAAACCAAUAAAUUAUUGUUAACAACAGUAAAUUAACUAAAAAUGUCUGGUUACAUUAGAAUAACAUUUCGUAUGCUUAUAUUCCCUUGCAAAGAAGCUUUUGUUUUGUAAUAAAAAAUAAUGAUUGCAUUUAAUAUGUAUUUUAUCUUUUAAUCCAAAGAAUAAGAGCGAUUAUUUUGAUUUUAAGACGUUUUGUUUUUUCGUAGUGAUAUUAUUGAAAUCUGUGAUCGUUGAACUCAUGUCACAAACAAGCAUAAACGUCAUUUCAUAAUUAUCAUACGAUGACCGAUGAUAUCUUAUUUGACACUUGAGAGCGCUAGUCACUAGGCAUGCUGGAAAGUGACUGCAAUAUGUGACAAACAGCCCUGUCAUCAGUGGCCCACAGACACUGCAAUCUGUGGCCGACAGACCCUUCAAUCAGUGGUCGACAGACCCUGCAAUCUGUGGCCGACAGACCCUGCAAUCUGUGGCCGACAGACCCUGCAAUCUAUGGUCGACAGAUCCUGCAAUCUGUGGCAAACAGACCCUGCAAUCUGUGGUCGACAGACCCUGCAAUCUGUGGCAGCAGACCCUGCAAUCUGUGGCCGACAGACCCUGCAAUCUGAGGCAGCAGACCCUGCAAUCUGAGGCAGCAGACCCUGCAAUCUGAGGCAGCAGACCCUGCAAUCUGUGGCAGCAGACCCUGCAAUCUGAGGCAGCAGACCCUGCAAUCUGAGGCAGCAGACCCUGCAAUCUGAGGCAGCAGACCCUGCAAUCUGAGGCAGCAGACCCUGCAAUCUGUGGCCGACAGACCCUGCAAUCUGUGGCAGCAGACCCUGCAAUCUGAGGCAGCAGACCCUGCAAUCUGUGGCCGACAGACCCUGCAAUCUGUGGCCGACAGACCCUGCAAUCUGUGGCCGACAGACCCUGCAAUCUGUGGCCGACAGACCCUGCAAUCUGUGGCAGCAGACCCUGCAAUCUGAGGCAGCAGACCCUGCAAUCUGUGGCCGACAGACCCUGCAAUCUGUGGCAGCAGACCCUGCAAUCUGAGGCAGCAGACCCUGCAAUCUGUGGCCGACAGACCCUGCAAUCUGUGGCCGACAGACCCUGCAAUCUGAGGCAGCAGACCCUGCAAUCUGAGGCAGCAGACCCUGCAAUCUGAGGCAGCAGACCCUGCAAUCUGAGGCAGCAGACCCUGCAAUCUGAUGCAGCAGACCCUGCAAUCUGUGGCCGACAGACCCUGCAAUCUGUGGCCGACAGACCCUGCAAUCUGUGGCCGACAGAUCCUGCAAUCUGUGGCCGACAGAUCCUGCAAUCUGUGGCCGACAGACCCUGCAAUCUGUGGCAGCAGACCCUGCAAUCUGAGGCAGCAGACCCUGCAAUCUGUGGCCGACAGACCCUGCAAUCUGAGUCAGCAGACCCUGCAAUUUGUGGCCGACAGACCCUGCACUCUGUGGCCGACAGACCCUGCAAUCUGUGGCCGACAGACAGACAGAAGGAAAUGUCUCAGCGUGACCAAGGUCAUUGGAAAAGAACUGAAUAUUUAAAAAAAUUGUUUAAUCUUUGUGAUUUGCUCAUAGAAAGUCGAAACUCAUGAUUAUUUUGGUCGGUACUGUGUUUUGUAUCUGGGUAAGGGACGCUACUUGCCUUAACGCUUCACAAAUGCUAGCGAUGUAAGUUACUAUAGGUAUUAUUAAUUAUUAUUAUUGAUGGUAUGAUAUAAUAAAAUAUUUUAACACUGCUAAAUUUGGUCUUUUCUUUUUUUUAUAAACCCAAACCUCAAAUUGUAGGGUGCCCCAUACCUCAAAAGGUUUGUCUGUUGUGUGUCAAGACCAUUUAUCUCGUGCUC